AGGGCGGAGAGCAUGCGUUUUGCCCUGCGUGACGAGCGCGGCGCCGCGCUUGGCUUUCCCGGAGUGACGGCUACGGUCCAUCUCCUCCCGGCGCUCGGCGUGCUAGGGGUAGGGCCGGCUCCGGAUUGGCUGCCGUCGUCCGACCCCUUUCUCCGCCAGCCAGUGCUUGUCCUCCGCAUGCGCCUGCGCGAUGGGCCGGCCGUGGGGGGCGGGAAGCGCUUCGCGGCAGCGGAGCCCAUGUCGGCCCUGAGGCGCUCGGGCUACGGCCCCAGUGACGGCCCUUCUUCGUACGGCCGCUACUAUGGGCCCGGCGGAGGCGAUGUCCCGGUGCACGUCCCUCCGCCCUUAUACCCUCCUCUUCGCCCCGAGCCUCCCCAGCCUCCCGUUUCCUGGCGAGGGCGCGGGGGCGCCCCGGCCGAGACCACCUGGCCCGGAGAAGGCGCAGGUGGCGAUGCCUACUACCCCUCUGGAGGCGCCUGGGCAGAGCCGAGCAGAGCCGGAGGCGGACACCAGGAACAGCCACCAUAUCCUGGCUAUAAUUCUAACUACUGGAAUUCUGUGCGACCGAGGGCCCCAUACCCAAGUGCAUAUCCUGUGAGACCAGAGUUACAAGGCCAGAGUUUGAAUUCUUAUACAAAUGGAGCAUAUGGUCCACCAUACCCUCCUGGUCCUGGACCAAAUACUGCCUCAUACUCUGGGGCUUAUUAUGUACCUGGCUACACUCAAAGCAAUUACUCCACGGAAGUUCCAAGCACUUACCGUUCACCUGGUAACAGCCCAACCCCAGUCUCUCGUUGGAUAUAUUCCCAGCAGGACUGUCAGACAGAAGCACCUCCUCUCCGGGGUCAGGUCCCAGGAUAUCCUGCUUCACAGAAUCCUGCAAUGACCUUGCCCCAUUAUCCCUAUGGAGAUGGUAACCGCACUGUGCCACAGUCAGGAUCGACUGUCCGACCACAAGAUGAUGCCUGGGCUUCUGGUGCUUAUGGGAUGGGGGCCCGUUACCCCUGGCCUUCAGCUGCGCCCUCAGUCGCACCUGGGAAUCUCUACAUGUCAGAAAGUGCUUCCGCCUGGCCUGGCAACAGUUCUCCUCAGCCACCUCCUUCACCGCCACCCCAACAACCUAAGGACUCCUCCUACUCCUAUAACCAGUCGGGUCAAGGCCUGAGCCGGCACGGCUUUCCUUGCAGUGUCCAUCAGUAUGAGUCUUCGGGAGCAACGAACAAUGAGAAUUCAGACCUUCUGGAUUCUCAAGUCCAAUACAGUGCUGAGCCUCAGCUGUAUGGUAAUGCCACCAGUGACCAUCCCAGCAAUCCAGUUCAGAGUAAUAAUCUCCCUGAAGAGUGUUUCACUUCAGAUGAAGGCACGCCUCCAAGUAUUAAAAAAAUCAUACAUGUGCUGGAGAAGGUCCAGUAUCUUGAGCAAGAAGUCGAAGAGUUUGUAGGAAAAAAGACAGACAAAGCAUACUGGCUUCUGGAAGAAAUGCUGACGAAGGAACUGUUAGAACUGGAUUCUAUUGAAACUGGGGGCCAGGACUCUGUCCGUCAGGCCAGGAAAGAGGCCGUCUGUAAGAUCCAGGCCAUACUGGAGAAAUUAGAGAAAAAGGGAUUAUGAAAUAAUUUGGAAUGAAGGGUAAGCCUGCUACUCAUGUGGCCAAAGAACUCUUGGAUUUGGUUAGUUACCAUCUUUUGAAAUGCCUGUUAUGACAAGAACAACACAUUCCAACUUCUGACUUAAAACCUGAAAGGAAAAAACAUGGAAAGCUGGCAGAGGACUGGAAGAGCGCGUUACUGGGUUCUGUCGGGUUUCAGAUGACUGAACAGAACAGGAAACUGGAGUUACCAGUACUGCCAAGUAGACCCACUGCUUAAGAAAUCCAUGGGCGUCUCUAGGCUGCUGCUUAUCAGCAGGAGGGAAAUAGACUUUCUGUGACAGGUUCUCAAAGCAUAAUCUGAGACAAACAGGCUGUUUUGUAAGCAUCCAGACUGUCACAUUUUUGUGCAUUGUGACUGCACAUGCUUCCUGUGUAAAUUAUAGCUUAGACUCUUGGACCUCGGUUUCGUUCACAAAUGUAAUACUACUCUACUUCUUGGUACAUUUUGUAGUACUAUGUUUAAUAUAAUCAAAUACCGGCAGCCAGCUAGAUGGGCAGUUCUGAACAGUCACACCCUUUCCCCACUGGGAUAGCCUGCAGUGUGUAGUGGGCUCCUGAAGUCAGUCAUCAUCUCCUUUUUGUGUAGCAUGUUAUGUUAGAGUUCUUCCCACUUCUGCUUUUCAUAGUCACCGGGAAGGUGAGUUUGGAAAUUACAUUAACCUAAGAAUGACAAUGUUUGUGGACAUUUGACUUCCUUGCUUUUUUUGUUGUAUUUGGAUAAAGAUCCACUUUUACAAUUGCUUUUUUAAGAAAAAUAUCUUUGGCUAUUGCUACUUCUAGAGAGCCUUAUGAUAGAAAUAUGAAACCUAAAUGCCACAGUUAGUAUAAAUAGCGACUGCAAAAAGCAACAAAUACAAUGAUUUCACAAUACCAUUCUCCAUUUAAUAGUUUCUGUGGGGCAGGUUUGAGCUCAGUGUAGAGCUGAUAAAGGAAAAGGAGAUUUACGCUCAGGGAAUGCAUCAGCCAUAGCUAAAGUAGGAAAUUCAUGGUUUUUAGAUUUAAAUUUGGUCUUUACUUCAUAGACUAAAUUACAUAGAAUUGCCUGUUUCAUAAGAAAGAUGUUAUUUAUUAUUAGUAACAGUUGAUUUGUUAAACCAAGUUUAAGAAAGGGGCCUUUCUUGGUUAUCCAUAUAUGUUAUUAUACAGAGACAGGUAAAUAAUUUACCUUUUAAAUCUAAAGUGAGGUCUAGCAUACAGUAUCUGCUUUUGCAACAAAAGCAGUUUCUUAGUAAAAUAUCAAAGUGAUACUUGUUUUCUAGACUAGCGGGCCUGUAUAUUAGUAAUAGUAAACCUACAGCCAUCCCUUCUACUCACAUAGAGCCAAACCAAUGCCAACAUAUAAUGAGUAGAAAUGUAGUAAAAAUAUUACAUGGAGGCUGGGCAUGUGGCAGAGUUAGUAGAGUGUUUGCCUCGCAUCCAUGAAGUCCUGGGUUAAGUCCUCAAUGUUGCAUAAACCAAGCAUAGUGUCCCAGCACUUGGGAGGUUGAGGCAGGAAGAUUGCAAGUUUAAGGUCAUCUUCAGCUAUAUAAUGAAUUUAAGGCCACCCUGAGCCACAUGAGAUCCUGUCUCAAAAAACUAAAAGGAUAAGUGAUUCAAGAUUUCAUGAUUUUAUCCAGGAGUCUUGUUUUUAAAAGAUUUUAUUUGGCUGGGUUUGGUGGUAUACACUUUUAAUCUAGGCAGAGGCAGGUAGAUCUCUUGAGUGCAAGAUCAACCUGGUCUACAGAGAGUUCCUGACCAGCCAGGGGUACAUAGUGAGACACACACUAUCUAUCUAUCUAUCUAUCUAUCUAUCUAUCUAUCUACCUACCUACCUACCUACCUACCUACCUACCUACCUACCUAUGGGAUGUGUGUGUUUUAUAUGUACAAGUUUUAUUUUUGAAAGAGAAUUUCAUCUCAGGUUGGCCUUAAACUUUGUAUGUAGCCCAGGACAACCUGGAAGUUCUGAUGCUCCUGUCUCACCUUCUGUUACAGGUGUGUGCCUGGUUUCUGUGGUGCUGAGGAUCAGACUCAGGGCUGUGUAUACUGGCAAGCACUGUGCUGAGCUACAGCUGUAGCCCUGAUUCUCUUAUUUUUGGCCUAAUAUAGAAAUGUUUUUAAGGUGGGCACGGUGACAUGCACCUGUAACCCCAGCAUUCAGAAGCAGGCGAUGGCUCUCUGAUUUUGAGGCCACCUUGGUCUACAUAGUGAGUGCCAGACUAGCCAGGAGUGAGACCUAACCACCCUUCAAAGAAGUUUUCUAUAAAAUAUGACAAUUAUACUUAAAAGUUUAAGAGGAGAAACUGUGUUGCCAGCAAGACAGUGACAGAUUCAGAAGAACACAUUUUUGCUUAACUAUGCUGCCCAAGAUGCCAGUUUCUGCACAUUCUUCAAUUUUACAUACUGUACACGUUAUGCACACAUGUACAUAUAUGUGUAUAUAUAUAUAUAUAUAUCUUAAGUUAUUUUUUGAACUAUUAACAUGGUUUUAAAGUUACAGAAGAGUUGUAAAAACAGUAGGGUUCCUGUGUACCCUCAAUCCACCCCCUUGUUUUGACAUCUUCCCUAACUAAAACAGUUGUCAAAAUUGAGAGUUAAUCUUUUAUGUGCUCUUAAUAUUAGCUAAAGUAGCAAGCUAAAAGUCGAUAUCUUAUUAAUCUUUUUAUUACAACUGCUCCAGAUCCCAUUUUGCAUUUAGUUGUCCCGUCUCGGUAGUCUGUCACUCUGUGACGCUGUAUCAUAAGGAUAGCCGGUCUUGUCGUGUAUUGCCGAUGUGGUUCACUGAGCACUCUGCUGAGGUGGUGUCUCCUAGGAUUCUCUACUGUGAGCUUACCCCGCUUUCCUUUGUAAUGACUGAGUAUUUGCUAGAGAUACUUUGAGACUAUGCAAAUGUCCUGUUUCUGCUUAGAGUUUGCCUCUCCUAUCUCCUGGCAGGUCUUGCUUGUGGCAUUUACUACUGUGGUGUUCAAAUGGUGAUUUUUCUAUUUCUUUCAUUUCCUCUAUAUUUAAUAAUUGGAAUUCUUCUGGAAGGAAGAACUGUGGUUUCUGGAUUUAUAUUUUUAAUUAUAUCAGGAUAUUCAGGAUAGGUACGAACUCAGAACUUAAAAGACAUAAAUCAUGUUAAUUGAUUCCAAAUGGCCAGUAUCAAAGAACAAAGCAAUGUUGGUGACCUGUCUUUGAAAAUAUAAUGAAUUUAAGAAUGAAAAUAGUAUUUGUGAUUUGUAAAAUUUGUCUGGCUUUUGACUUAAAAUUGAUUUGAAACUGAAACAAUUUUCUUUUGAAAUUUUACAUCUAGACUUUUUUAAAGUGUCUAAAUUUAUAUUACUUUGGGGAUCAUUUUUGUCCAAUCUUGAAUAAAGUUACCUACACCUGGCAUGAUAAA
Peromyscus californicus insignis is the source of this 5012-nucleotide messenger RNA. RefSeq names its product BAG cochaperone 4 (gene Bag4). Lineage: Eukaryota; Metazoa; Chordata; Mammalia; Rodentia; Cricetidae. Gene Ontology annotation, molecular function: protein-folding chaperone binding; adenyl-nucleotide exchange factor activity. The transcript has 5 exons. Bases 13 to 1611 code for a protein of 532 amino acids. Gene Ontology annotation, biological process: protein stabilization. The record is from RefSeq and is a predicted model, not a curated record. Gene Ontology annotation, cellular component: membrane; nucleus; cytoplasm.